This is a messenger RNA of Rhagoletis pomonella (apple maggot), 2533 nucleotides long. RefSeq lists its product as uncharacterized. The record is from RefSeq and is a predicted model, not a curated record. NCBI's taxonomy places the organism in Eukaryota, Metazoa, Arthropoda, Insecta, Diptera, Tephritidae.
UCCGAUGCCGACGUUGUCGAAUUGGAGCAUUUGAAGGACCAUUACGGUAACGAAAAUGCAGAUGCUACUGUGCAAAAUCCGACAUACCCAGAUCGACCCUUCGAGCCCUCUUUCGAAGGCAGAUCUGUAAGUGCAGAACCAAUAAGUGAAUCUCAAGAAUUGGAACGACAGCUGGAGCAAAUGCCAGCUAUUACUACAAAAUUGGAAAAGAGCACGACAACAGAGUUACCACCAGCUCCGGUUGUGCCCGAGAAUCGUGACGAACCGCAGUCACCUGUAGAGGGUAUCGGUAUGCACCGGCCACCCACUCUUCAGCAUGACAAUGGCGGCAAAACGUUAACUGACGCUGGUGGUGCUUCAGGUCCCCAACAGGCUGCAGAUAGUGGCACCAUUAUAACUGGUGGUGGAAGUCCACCUGCACCCUCUGCCAUCAAGCCUUUCUAUGGUGCGGCACGUUUGGCAUUUGGUCAAAAUCCGGAAGUGCUUCCAACUACCACAGCUAAAGCAUCUACAUCUACAAAAACAACAAUGUCCGGUAUAUCUACUUCCACUAGUACAAUGACAGCAACAACAACAACUACCAGUACCACCCCUCAAGCACCCAUCCAAAGCAAUAGCGAUGAAAAACUUAUUACUGCGGGCGAAUCAGAUACACUUCCGCUCGAUGUCGAAACUGUCAACUCAAAUAGGCAAGAAAUUACUGGAACCAUUCCGGCCGAUAAGCUGCCUGAUCAAAUCAAAUCAACAGCUCAACGUCGAUCGGUGACCUUAAUGCCACCCCAACAGACUGUUGAGGCUCUGCUAAAGCGUCACAAUGGACAAAUAACGCCUUUUGACAUGGCACAGUACGUAUUUUGGACCGGCGAUGAGGCUGGUGUUGCACGCGCCGUUGAAGAGCUAAUCGAUCGGGGAGUGAUGACACGUGAAAAUGCCUUAGCAUUUUUGCGGGAGGUGCGUGUUGGCAUUGAAUACCUACAGCAAUCUUAUACAAAUCGGAUAUUUCCGGAGGCUGGCUUGAAUAUUAACAUCGAUAAGAAAAUGUUCCAACCUCCGCAAACCAAAACUAUAAUACCACCAACCGUUUCGCCAACAAAUGAAAAAAACUUGCUUCCUUACUUACGACUGGAUCGACUAUUGCACUCUAACAAUGAAAAUCCAAUGAAGUCAGUCGAAAAUAUAUCGGUAUGGCAUAAAUUGCAGGCGCUAAGCAAUGAUGGCAAUCAAGAUCUAAAUGAUUAUGAUGAGACCGGUGAAAGAGCUAAAAUAUCACAAUUUCUUUACAAUGAAUACACCUUGGAAGACAUUUUAUAUAAAUUAGCAAAGAUUAUGUUCACACAAUCUUUGUCGCACGGUUCCGACGAAGCCCAGCAUGAGUUGCAGAAACUAACCGACUUUUUGGAGCGUGAAGGAAAUAUUGGUGUUAUACCCAUUGAUUUGCAGAAAAAAGUUUUGCAUAUUUUAUUCCGCGCACUCUCCGAUACUCUAGCGGAACGUCCCGAAUUGUUGUCUGCUGCUAAUGUGAAUCUAGCUAAUCCCUACAAUCGUCUUCCUCUACGCACUUUAGAGCCAUAAAGGCGUUAAAGCAACCAGUGAUUCCAGCAUAGAUGCUAACUUCCAAACAUAUGUAUGUAAUUCAUUUGUUCCAACUUAAAACUACAUACAUACGUGCUUCAAAGUUAUCAAAUGUGAAGGCAACUAAGUACUCGACUCCAAAGUAUCUUACUUUUUGUAUUAUUUAGGCAAAUUAGAAUUUUGUCAAGCAUGAGAAUUUAAUUUCAGUAAGAAAAAAAAAAUCCUGCUUAAAAUCCAUAUUAAUUUUUGCUAUUAGCACGAAUGAGUUUUAUGUAUUUUGAAUACUGCAUAGCAGCUUUACCGAAUUUAUCUACUUAAGUGAGAAGGAAGUAAUAUAACAAAUAAAAUGUAUGAAUACAUGUAGGUACGUGUGUUAGUAAAGCGAUAAUCGCAAGUAAGUUUAAGAACACUAUAUUCAAGCACAGCAGAGAAACGUAAAACUAAUUGGCUACGCAUAUGAAACUGAUUUUUUGUAGCGUCCUUAAAUCGAUAUUAUAUACAUAUCGUCGUUUUUGAAGUACAAAACCGCGUAUCAACAAAAUACAAAACCGCGUAUGUGAAUUAUGUAAAUUAUUUUCAAGAGAGUAAAAACUCUCUUAUUUCAAAAUGGUUCUCUUUUUUAUAAAGCAAUCGCAUUUCUGGCUAGUAUAUUUCAGGACGAAUGGAUAAGGAUUUAGCCAAGAGCUUGUGUGAGCAAAUCCAAUUUUUGUCAGCAAAUGUCAGUUACGCGGUUUUGCAGAAUGACGAAACGCGGUUUUGUACUUUAAACGACGAUAUACAUACAUAUGUAUGUAAAUAAACGUAAAGAGAUAGGUAUUCAAAAUUUUCAAGGUUUUUUUAAAGAAAAACUCGUUUGAUUCAUAUAAAUUAAUAUCGUCACCUGAAAUGCAAAAAGACGUAACAAACAUCAUCGGUGAAAUGCAAAAAGUCAUAACUAAUAAAAAAUUCAAAAUUCACUUUU